Molecule: messenger RNA, 844 nt
Organism: Scomber japonicus (chub mackerel)
Lineage: Eukaryota; Metazoa; Chordata; Actinopteri; Scombriformes; Scombridae
Product: centrosome-associated protein CEP250-like
Exons: 12
Coding region: 8-844 (278 amino acids)
Source: RefSeq, a predicted model, not a curated record
AGGUGCAAUGGCUGGCGGUUCUGUCUUUAUUUGGGUUGCCCUCCUCUCCUGUGGCUUCCAAACAUCUGGCAGCAGGCAUGAUGUGAAAACUGCAGACAAUCACACAAGAAAUCCACAGCUGGACCAUAUCAUUUUUCAGAUCCCAUCAGAUAUUGACGAAACAUGCCCUGGUGUGAAGGAACAGCUUACGUCCCUUAACAGUCAGGCAACACGCCGCUACAACCAACUAGAUGGGGAAGCAUUUGAGCUGAGGAGCAUGGUCAGACUGCUCAAUCUGAAGCUUGCAACAUGCAGUGCGACAGCCUCAGCUAUUACUAACUCUUAUCAAGACCAGCUGUACAAUAAAAUGAAAAGGCAGCUGCAGACAUAUGAUAGUGAGACAUUUCAGAUUCUGAACUUCAUCACACUCACCAGGGAGGUGAAUGCAUUAAGGAGGAAGAUUGAAACGGCUGCUUCUAAUUCUACUCAAAGUGCUAUUGACACUACAGUGCUGCAGAGACAGCUGCAAGAGAAGAUCGAUGAACUCCAGCAUAAGAAGGAGCAGAUUGAGGAAACCCUCUCAAACGCAGCACUCAUUUUUCAGAUCGUCUCACUGCAAAAUCAGAUCUGGGAUUUAGAGCAGGAAGAGUCAAGAAGAGGAGAAAUCAGUCUUCAGCCCAACCAGAGGAUGCAGGCUCUACAAGGACAACUGGACCGGCUCAUCAGUGAGCUGAGGGAAAAAGGAGACCCCAAUUCAGCUUUGCUAGAGCUGAUUUCUGUGCACAGUACGAUUACAGUGACUCAGAGGAUCCUCACUCUCCACAUUGAGAAAUCCAGAACGAAUGCUGCUGUGGUGAUCUGUUAG